Ectocarpus siliculosus is the source of this 657-nucleotide messenger RNA. The record is from the annotation of a GenBank genome assembly. NCBI's taxonomy places the organism in Eukaryota, Phaeophyceae, Ectocarpales, Ectocarpaceae.
AUGGGUCAUUUUGUGGGUCACAUCGCCGCCACAUCCGUCAACAUCCGUCCAAGGACCCGCUACCUCCUGCCUCCCACCACCAUGCUAGUCUGUGGGACCUCGACCCGUGUAGUAGUGUUCGUGGUGGCUGCCGUUUCGGCACUAGCGCCUCGGAAGCUUCAUCAGGCGGGAGCUUUCUGCUCCUCGUUUGCACCCUGGACGAGACUGAGACCACGAUCAACGACUUGGAGCUGUUCCGUGCUUCGGUCGAGCAAUGGGCCAGGGGGAGAAGAAGACGGCGCCGAUUCGACGGAUUCGGGGGCAGCCGAAGACCCGGAUAACUUGCUGGGGGGGCAAGCCCUACAGGCGUUGGAGUUCUGGAAGAACAGAACGCCUAGCCCGGCGUUGCCGCCGACCCAAGUAAUCGGCCUGCUCAUGGCCGCUCUCCAGAGGAACGACGAUCCCGCGGAGAACGAAGGGCUGAGGACAGUGUUCGAAUUUUCGUCGGGGAUGUGCCGCAGGGCUGUCGGGGGCACCGCGGAGAGCUUCAUCAAAGAAGCACGGUACUCGGUCUUUGGGGCAACCGUAGGCUGUCAGUCCUUCACGUUGGAGCCGAUGAGCAUGGUGGGCGACCGCCUUGCAACGCAGGUGCGGACUACCUACAGUUGCCCCCCAUGA